Molecule: messenger RNA, 2529 nt
Organism: Thelazia callipaeda (thelaziosis nematode)
Lineage: Eukaryota; Metazoa; Nematoda; Chromadorea; Rhabditida; Thelaziidae
Source: the annotation of a GenBank genome assembly
AUGGACUCUCACUUUUAUUUAGUGCCAAUUUGGCUAACGGUGAAAAGGGUGAUGAAUCAGUUUCCACCGAUUACUUUGUUACGAGCGUGGUCUAGAGCGUAUCUACACAUACGUUACUUGUCGGCACAGCAAGUCAGGACAUCAUUUUUGCAGUAUUUUGAAAAACAUGAUCACAUCUAUGUGCCUUCUUCAUCUGUUGUUCCUGAGGAUGACAGUUCUCUGACUUUCGUUAGUGCAGGAAUGAACCAGUUCAAGCCACUUUUUUUGGGGGCAGAAUAUACUGAAGGUAAAUUUGCUGGUUUACGUAAUGUGGUAAAUUGGCAAAAAUGCAUACGUGUGGGGGGCAAACAUAAUGAUUUCGAUGAUGUCGGACGUGACUUGACUCAUCAUACUUUUUUCGAAAUGCUGGGGAACUAUUCUUUUGGGGGGUAUUCGAAGGCGGAAGCAUGUCGAUAUGCAUGGGAUUUUCUUACAAAUGUGCUGAAGAUACCAACUAAUCGAUUGUAUGUGACGUAUUUUCGUGGAGAUGAAAAUAUGAAGUUAGAGGAAGAUUUCGAAUGUCGUGAUGUAUGGAUUAACUUGGGUGUUCCAAAGGAUCGUAUUCUUGGCUUUAGUUCUAAGGACAAUUUCUGGGAGAUGGCUGAAACAGGCCCUUGUGGUCCAUGUACGGAAAUUCAUUAUGAUUUAAUCGGUAAUCGAGAUGCUCGUAAUCUUGUAAAUUCGAGUGACGCUACAGUGGUCGAAAUCUGGAACCUUGUUUUUAUGCAAUUUAAUAGGGAUAUGUCGUCUACAAUCACCAAAUUACCGAAGUUGUACAUAGAUUGUGGUAUGGGUUUCGAGCGUCUUGUGAGCAUUGUACAAGGACUGAAGUCUUCUUAUGAUACCGAUAUUUUUAUACCAUUUAUGAAAAUCAUUCAGGAGUUUUCGAAAGUCGGGAAAUAUUGUGGGCGGACAGGGAAUGACGAUAAUGAGAAAGUAGAUACGGCAUAUCGAAUUAUUGCUGAUCAUCUUCGUGCGGCAUGUAUUAUGAUAGCAGAUGGUGUUAAACCAGGUUCACGAAAUCGAGGAUUUUUACUUCGUCGAGUUUUGCGGCGCGCUGCAUUAAAUUUAACUCUUAAUCUUGGUGCAGAAAGGGAAACAUUGUCAUCUUUAGUGCCUAAAUUUGUUCAAACUAUGGCAGUGUUAUACGAAAGUGUCUCAUCGGUUGAAAAGUUGAUAGCAGAAACAAUUUCGUCAGAAGAGCAACUGUUUUGGAAAAGUUUUGACAAAGGGAAGAAGUUGCUUCUGCAAAAUAUAGCGCAUUCACCAGAAGUAUUACCAGGAGAGAAAGUCUGGAUGUUAUCAAAUGUUCACGGCCUUCCAUUAGAAAUCAUUCAACAGAUUUGUGAUAAAAAAGGCUUAAAAGUGGAUGUAGAUGGUUUCAAUCAGUCCCUUGAGGGAUCCCAGAGGGUUCAAAAAGCUCAAGAAGAACUCUGGCGCAAAAUAGAUUUGAAAGGAAUAUUAAGUAACGUGAAUUCAACUGAUGAUUCGGGAAAAUAUAAUUAUGAACGAAUUGAUAUGGGAAAAUAUGAAUUCCCAAAAAUGGUGGGUACUGUCAUGGCCUUGUAUGAUGUUGAUGGGAAAAGUGUAACCAGUCUUGGUGGAGGAGAAAAAGGAUGUGUAAUUAUGGAUUCCACAAUUUUUUUUGCUGAACAAGGAGGGCAGAUGUAUGAUUCCGGCACACUUCGGAAUAAUUUGGGUGAUGUUGUUUUUUCUGUCGAAAGUGUAAAAAGGCGAAGUGGAUAUGUUCUUCAUACAGGUGAAAUAGCUAAUAACCAAGUAGUGGUGAAAGGGACGAGUUUGCUGCAGAGCAUUGAUUCUAGACGACGAUUUUCGUUGAUGUGUGGUCACACCGUCAUUCACAUACUUAAUUUUUCACUUAGUAGAGUAUUCGGUUCACCAGUUCGUCUGUUGGGUUCAUUCAUUGGUCCUGAAAAAUUGUACUUAGAUUUCUUUAUUGAACAAGUUAUGGCAGUGGUUAAUGAAAUCAUUGAGAGCAAUCUCACUGUUACAGUUAAACACAUCUCGCACGAAGAUAUAGGUUGCGCUCAUAAAAACUUUUCAAGAUUCGACAUUUCGCAAGGAGCUUCUGCUGCUGGUCUGUUUCGGUUAAUCACAAUUCACAGUUCACAUUUACUGAAUCAAGAUAUUAUUGAGCCAUGUUGUGGAACGCAUGUUCUGAAUACGGGUGAUAUUGGUAAAUUUGUCAUAGUUGGUCAGAAUGCUCGGAGUGCCGGCGUACGUCGAAUUUAUGCAGUAACAGGCGAUUUAGCGAUGGAAAGUAUCUUGAAAGCAGAAAAACUUAAUAGUGAAUUAAUUUUGGCGUUAAAGAACACUAAUGAUGCUUUUGUUGAUACAAGAAAGUACAUAAGGGAGUUUCAUAAAGAUCUUCCGCUGCCACUUAAACCGUCAUUAUAUGAAAUGAUCAAAUCGAUUAAAAAAAGAAACAAACGCAUCAGUCGGGAGCUUCGUUCACUACGUAAGAAUUAG